CUAAAAAAAGGAUUCAAGGAGCAUUUGUUUCUGAAAUGCCCCAUUUUACUUAAUAAUGAAGAAACCCAUCAUUCCACUUGUAUAGUAACAUAUACAUUUCAUUUUAUAUGAUAUCCUGAUAUCUUAGUUUGUCUAUACAUAUUUUGUAAUCUUCCUCUCACCUUAUCUUCUUCAGUUAAAUCAAAUGUGUCUUCACUGAUUAGGAAAGAGAAAUGGUAAAACAUUUAUUCCGAUCAUCGUCUCCUCCUCCAACGGCGAAACAAAAGCCCCACCACACACUCGCAGACUCAGCAAUGGAGGAGUACGAGAUCGAAGUCCAGUCUCUAAUAACCAAAUGGACUUCGCCAGAGUCCACUGAUCAGUUUCUCUUCUCCUCAAGUAGCCACCAAGAAGCAGAGCAGUUCGUACGGGCCGUAAAGAACUUGCAUAACUCAAUGCACCGUCUAGUUUCCGUUACACCGGAGUCAAUAAAUCUUAACCGUGGACAAGACGUGAUGAAGACGGCGAUGAAGCUUCUCGAAUCAGAGUUCUGCCGCGUACUAAAGGAGAAUAGAGAGUAUCUAGAUCCUGAAUGCGUCACUAUUCGUUCAUGGAACUCAUCACGGUUCAGCGUUUCUACUCCGAGUACUGUUUCUGAUUCCAAUGGUACCGACGAAGGUUACUUCGCCGACGAGCAUAGAUUCUCCGGAGGAGACCCUAACGCGAUGGAUGAUCGAAAAACUAUCGCUGAGUGUAUGAUUUCAACAGGACACGUCAAGGAAUGCGUUAGGGUUUACAAAUCCGUACGUAAAUCUAUUGUAGAUGAGACGCUACACAGUUUGGGAGUGGAGAGGUUGACUCUACGUCAGAUACAAAAACUGAACUGGGAGGUUCUUGAAACUAAGAUCAAGCCAUGGCUCCGGGGAGUGAAAUUAGCGGUUCGGUCUCUGUUUUACGGCGAAAAGAUUCUUGCUGAACACGUUUUCUCUAACUCCUCCAUCUUGGAGUCCUCUUUCACUGAUAUCACUCAAGAAGGUGCUUUGACCUUGUUUGUUUUCCCUGAAAAUGUAGGAAAAUUCAAGAAACUAACGUCUGAGAAAAUGUUUCGCAUUCUUGAUAUGUACGAAACCCUAACCAAUCUAUCUUCAGACAUCGAAUCGAUCUUUACCUUCGAUUCAAACUCCGUCAUCAAAUCUCAAGUCACUGGAUCCCUCACGAAGCUCAGCGAAGCCGUUAGGUCAAUGAUGUCAGACUUUGAAACGGCGAUUGAGAAAGAAUCAUCCAAAAAACCAGUAAACGGCGGUGGUAUACACCCGCUCACACGCUACGUUAUGAAUUAUCUCACCUUCCUCGCUGAUUACAGUGACUCCAUAGCUGUGAUCUUCGAGAACUGGAAGAUUAGUGUAUCAUCUCCGUUGCCUAAAACUCUGUUUCCUUGCGGCAGAGGUUAUGAAGCUAAACCGGAGGAUGUGUACUCCUCUCCGGUCUCCGUACGCAUGGCUUGGGUGAUUCUUCUUACUCUGUGUAAAAUAGACGGCAAGGCUCAGCCGUUUAAGCAUAUUGCUUUGUCUUAUCUCUUCCUCGUUAACAACCUCAACUACGUUGUCGUUAAGGUUCGAGCUUCGAAACUGAAGCUUCUCCUCGGUGUUGAGUGGGUGGCGAGUCAUGAGGCUAAGGUGAAACAGUUUAUUGUAAAGUUUGAGAAGCUUGCAUGGGGGAAAGUGUUGACGUCACUCCCAGAGGAUCCGACGGCGGAGAUGUCAUCGGAGGAAGCAAGUGGUCAUUUAGUGAGUUUUAACAUUAAGUCUGAAUUGGCGUACCGGAGACAAAUUUCGUGGGUUGUACCGGAUUCGAAACUCAGGGAUAAGAUUAAAAUCGGGUUGUCUCGGAAGAUUAUUCCGGUUUACGCUGAGCUCUAUAACCGGGUUGGUUUGUUUAAGGACAAAGAGAUGUUUAGUGAGUUAAUUGUUAGAUAUACCCCUGAUGAUUUGGGAAAUUAUCUCUCGGAUCUUUACUUUGUGACCAAGGAGGCAAGGACUCAGUAAGUGUUUCAUCAAAAUGAUGAACUCCCGUUUGGAGAACUUUUGAUUUUGUGGUAAUUACUUUUGUAAAUUGUUAUCUUUUAUUUCAUUUUAGAAAUAUUUAUUUUUGCAUGAAGUUUGUUGUUGUAGUGGAGUGAUUGAUUACUAUUUUUUGUCUUUUACCCUACUUGAUUAGCUGUGCCUAAUCAUAAAGUUGUGGUUUUUAUCCACUUUUUUUUUCCUUGCAAUAAUGUAAAGUGGACUUUAUUCGCUUUUAUACCAAACAAAUAUUCGAUUUUUGGA
Camelina sativa (false flax) is the source of this 2303-nucleotide messenger RNA. NCBI's taxonomy places the organism in Eukaryota, Viridiplantae, Streptophyta, Magnoliopsida, Brassicales, Brassicaceae. The record is from RefSeq and is a predicted model, not a curated record.